AUGGUUCCGUCACCAUCUGCAUCCGCUUCGUUGAUCAUGUCCUGGAGCUCAGCUUUUGUUUGGGUUUCACCAAGGGAGCGCAUAGUAGUACGGAGCUCAUUCACGUGCUUUGAAGAUGAUCAGGAUCCAAUAUGUACGAUUAGCGAGAAAGGGACGAUGAACCAUACCAUCACCAUUCUUUGUGACGCGGCGCUUGAUCAUGACCUUGAUUCUUAGCCAUUACGCACAAGAACUCAGGGAAAUCGAUGGUUCCAUCACCAUCUAAAUCCGCUUCGUUCAUCAAGUCCUGAAGAUCAGCUUUUGUCGGUUUUUCACCGAUUGAACGCAUCAUGGU
This is a messenger RNA of Arabidopsis thaliana (thale cress), 334 nucleotides long. RefSeq lists its product as uncharacterized. The record is from RefSeq and is marked reviewed. The coding region runs from base 1 to 216 and encodes 71 amino acids. The transcript is spliced from 3 exons. NCBI's taxonomy places the organism in Eukaryota, Viridiplantae, Streptophyta, Magnoliopsida, Brassicales, Brassicaceae.